This is a messenger RNA of Melopsittacus undulatus (budgerigar), 556 nucleotides long. Its product is annotated as nucleoredoxin-like protein 1. The transcript is spliced from 2 exons. Gene Ontology annotation, cellular component: mitochondrion. The record is from RefSeq and is a predicted model, not a curated record. Gene Ontology annotation, biological process: photoreceptor cell maintenance. Bases 1 to 348 code for a protein of 115 amino acids. Lineage: Eukaryota; Metazoa; Chordata; Aves; Psittaciformes; Psittaculidae.
AUGAACAUCCAUUUUAGCCUGGCAAGGCUCAUUCCCCCUUUGCCUUGUAGGGAGCUGGAGCUGCGCUUCUCCAUCUCCGAGGUGCCAGCGGUGGUGGUGCUGAAGCCAAACGGGGAGGUGAUCGUCUGGAAUGCCGUAGAGGAGAUCCGGAGCAUGGGCCCUGCUUGCUUCCAGAGCUGGCAGGAGGCUGCCGAGCUGGUGGACAGGAAUUUCCUCCUGGCAGAGGAUUGGGAUAAGCGGAGCAGGAGAAGCAUCACGGACCCCAUUCGCCACCUCAAGUACAAGCUGGACAAGAAGAUGGAGGCAAAGAACAAGGAAAGGGAAGAGGAAGGCGAAGACUUGGAAUAGGGGCUCCGAGAAGUGGCUGUGUGGGCUGAUGCCCCUAUCCAGCAUCUCUAGGACAGCAACAUCUGCAUCCUCCUAGGACCUGGGGCAGUGAAAAGCUCACCCCAAGAUCUUUGUCAUUUAUCUGCCAAAAACAAAAAGGGAGAAGAAAAAUAACUGCAAAAGACCAGAAUUUGGGGAAUAACUCACUAAACAAUUCAAAAAAUGGGAA